Molecule: messenger RNA, 902 nt
Organism: Linderina pennispora
Lineage: Eukaryota; Fungi; Kickxellomycota; Kickxellomycetes; Kickxellales; Kickxellaceae
Product: protein-tyrosine phosphatase
Exons: 1
Coding region: 314-859 (181 amino acids)
Biological process (GO): protein dephosphorylation
Cellular component (GO): cytoplasm
Molecular function (GO): phosphatase activity
Source: RefSeq, a predicted model, not a curated record
CUGAGGUGUACGCCAACGACCCCGCGCAACCCCGAAGUAUGCCGAAAUUCAGGCCAGGAAGCACAAGGCCGAGGGCCACUAAAUUUUUGCGACGCCGCAGAGGUUUGUCUUUAAGUGUUUCUCUGUCCUUGAAUACAUCUUGUCCGUUUCGCUGCAGAGGGGGUUUUAGUUUUUUCUUGGUUGAACACCAUAGUCAGCGAACAAUAGCCACUGAGGGUAUAGCAUUUAGUGUGCACGGGGGACGCUGUAUAUAGACUAUCCUUUUUUUCUUUCUCUCUAACAGCUCUCGUUUGUACAGUGUUUUUGUGACUAAAUGACACCAGAGGAGGAACGGCAAAUAAAGGCAGCCAAGCGCAAGAGCCAGCUGAUCGUCCCACCGCUAAACUUUGCAAUGAUCGCACCGGGAGUGUACCGAUCGGGGUUCCCGAAUCCCAAAUCGCAGCCGUUCCUGCUGCAGCUGGGGCUGCGCACGAUCAUCUACAUAUACGAUGGCGAAUGCAAAGACUACCACCAAAAAUUCAUCAGCGACAACGACAUCAAAUUCAGGCACUUUUGCGUGACAGCAAACAAGGAGCCGUUCGAGGAAAUGGACCACGCAAUGGUGAGCGAGAUCCUGGCAGUUAUUCUGGACACGCGUAACCACCCGUUGCUGAUUCACUGCAACCGCGGGAUCCGCCGAGUCGGGUGUGUUGUUGGGUGCGUGCGCAAGUUGCAGGGGUGGGCGAUGACGGCGAUCUUUGACGAGUACCAGCGGUUCUCGGGUACCAAGAUCCGGAUUUCAGAUCAGGAGUUCAUUGAAGUGUUCCAGACACCGGUGCACGUCGACCCGCAGUACAGACCACAGUGGCUGCUCAUAUAGAGGAAAGCAAAAAAGAGGGAGUAAUAAAAAAACAUACAAGACA